Capsicum annuum is the source of this 4711-nucleotide messenger RNA. Its product is annotated as ATP-dependent zinc metalloprotease FTSH 8, mitochondrial. Gene Ontology annotation, molecular function: ATP hydrolysis activity; ATP binding; metalloendopeptidase activity. NCBI's taxonomy places the organism in Eukaryota, Viridiplantae, Streptophyta, Magnoliopsida, Solanales, Solanaceae. Gene Ontology annotation, cellular component: m-AAA complex; chloroplast thylakoid membrane. The record is from RefSeq and is a predicted model, not a curated record. Gene Ontology annotation, biological process: protein-containing complex assembly; mitochondrial protein processing.
UUUCAGAUAAUACUAAUAAUUUGGUUAAUAUCAUAUUAGCUUGUUCAAAUAAUGUACUUUAACCUAUAGUUACCAUACAAUACACUCCUCUUCUAGCAAACCAAGCAUUUACUGAAAUUGUGAAUUAUCUAAAUAGUUUUAUGACCUUAAAGUCUUUAAGCUUAACCAUCAUACCGUCCACAAGUUGUAAAUUUAGAGGCGGAGCUACAAUUUUGAGUUUAUAGGUUCUGAAUUUUCUAUCGGCCUGAGUUUUUGAUAAAUAUUUUUGAGCAUAUUAAGUGUAUUAUUGAUUUUUAAGUAUCAAAUCUAUAGGGUUUGAACCAAAACUUAGUAGCCCUUGCUUGGAAUUUGGUGAGAGAUUCCACAAGCUCUUUGCGAAAUAAAAAUGAGCUAAAGAGUAGAGAUUUUGUAUGUUGAUAAAAAGAUUUAGUAAUCAGAAUUUUCUGCUAAAAAUAGCUCAUAAUGUUGAUAAAAAGUGUAUCAGGGUUUGUUAUUUUUUGGAAAAAAAAUGGGGUAAGGGAAGGGGUAACGAAUGUGUACACUCUACCCUUUGAGCCAAGGGUAUUUCGAAAAUAGUCUCUCUACCUGACAAGGUAGGGGUAAGGUCUAUCCACACUCUACCGUCUCCUGAUCCUACUUAUGAGAUUAUAGUGGGUAUGUUGUUGUUGUUGGGGUGAGGGAACAUGAAAUGGGAAAGGGUCAACAAGUUGAUAGUCAGGUAGUCAACCAACUUCUUGGGUAAAAAAAGGGGUCAAGUUCUUACAUUUUUUCUUUCUUUUUUAACUGGGUAGAUGUCUAUUUGUUAGUAAUUUGGAAAGCCACAUUGGCAUUUUAGCUAAAUUUAUCUUUUAAGUGACCAAUCAUAAGUUCAAUGGUUUCAAAGUGAUAAAAAUUAGCUUACUGAUUUUGUAAAAAUAAUCUUGAGGAAUGAGCCCCUAAUUCCGGUUUGAUUGUUACUGAUCAGUUUCUUCAAAGUGAGCUAACAGACUUUUCUCGAACAUCUAAUUGUAAGGAUUAUAUCAGAUUGACCAAAGUUUUAUUAUGAAGUAUGUUCAAUAUAAUAUAUAAAAAUGUAACUCUUGUACUUCUAUUAUUUCCUUUUUUAGUCUGUUCUUCUUGAACCGAGGGUCUAUUGGAAACAACCUCUCUACUUUUGAGGUAGGGUUAAGGUAUGUGUACACUCUACCCUCCCCAACCUCACUUUGUGGGACUAUACUGGGUAUGUUGUUGAAUUCCAUAUGACGAUAUCAUUAUACAUAUCCCUAUCUAUAUAAACUUUGUAUUAUUAUAGAUGACAUCGAUAAUCGAGAUGUUCUUUACUUAUCAAAAAAAAAAUGUGUAUAUGUACUUUGUACAAGAAAUUGGUUAUAAAACAUUGUGAAAAACUAGUAAGAAAUCUUUAAGAGAUAGUCUAUGUUGUUCGAACUCUCCAAAAUUGUUGCUGCAUCCGUGUCGAAUUCUCCAUAAAUGCACUACUUUUGGAGUAUCCGACACGCACCCGUAACAUUUUUGAAGAGUCCGAGCAACAUAGGAGAUAGUAUUAUUAUCAUAGUAAUAGAGACCUAAAUCAUUUAUACUAUAUUGGAAUAUUAGGAAGAUGAGGAUACUUAUCUAUGUCUGGUCAUGAAGUCUACAAAGCGGGAUGGAAUUGGGCUGCAGAGAUAUAAAUGAUGUAUGAUAUUCGAAAUGAGGAUACUUUAUCUAUGAGUUUGAGUAUGCUUUUCUCUUGUGAUGUGUGGAAAGCAGACAAAGGAGACUAGAAGUAUGGGAUCCGAAAUUGCCUAUUUUCUCUAAGCUGGUUGAGAUAUUUGGUUUUCUAAUUUACUGCUAUUGGGUUUCUUUUAAAAGUGUUCCUGAACUGAGAAAGUAGUAAGCAGUAGAUUUUGAUAUUAUGUCUUAACAAUGGUGGAAAAGAGUUCGUAUACUAAUCAGAACCACGUAUUAGAACUUCCUUAGAGUGAAAACCUUGGUGUAUUGAAUAAGCGAUAAGAAACAUUAGCUGACAUGAUCUCCACAUUCCUCUUUUUAAUGUUCUGUUCCUAUUUAGCUUGUCUAUGGUGAAUUUUUUUUCUUUGGUUUAAUCUUUGGCAGAGCAAAGUGCAAGUGAACAAGGAACCCUUUAGGAGAACUUCAUGAAGCAACCUUUCUCAAAAAAGAUCUUCAUGAAGCAACAACAACAACAACAACAACAAACCCAGUGUAUUCCCACAUAGUGAGAUCUGGGGAGGGUAAGAUGUACGCAGUCCAUACCACUACCUUCGGAGAAGUAGCAAGGCUGUUUCCGAUAGACCCCCGGCUCAAGAUAAGAUAAGUAAUCACAACCGUACAAAACGCAUUGAACAAGAUGGAAAGACAUAAAAAUGCCCCUACAAUGGAAAGUAAACAAAGAAUAGUAGGCACUCGUAAUACAGCAUGCAACAAGGUAGCCUAACAAGAGUAAUACACCAAACAGGUAAUGCCCUACCCUACCUAUCCCCCCUAGUAAGACCACACAUCCAAUGUAACAUCCGCAUUUCCGCCACCUUCAAUUUUUGAAUAUGAGAGUUCUUGAUUGGCCAACACUCCGCUCCAUACAACAUGACCGGGCGGAAGAUCUUCAUGAAGCAACAACACUAUAUACUACUGUUGCUGUUUAUUGGCUCUUUUCUGUCAUUGAUAUUACUCGUGAAGCAUCUUGAUCGGGAGGAGAUUAGCUUCCAAGAGUUCAAAAACGAGCUACUUGAACCUGGUCAUGUUGAUCGAGUUGUUGUUGCUAACGAACAAGCCACAGUUUAUAUAAGGAACUCUUCACCUGGUAAUAAUCAAAUUUGUGAUGACACAGUUCAAGGUCCUACAAGUAGCACAAAUGGUAGUAGAAACCUGAGUCACCACAAAUACUAUGUCAACAUUGGGAGUGUCGAGUUAUUCGAGCAGAAGCUUAAGGAAGAACAAGAGACCUCUGGAAUAGACCCUCACAAUUACGUCCAUGUGGUAUAUGUUAAUGAGUUGGAUUGGUUCCCAGAUAUGAUGUUUGGUGUAAUCAUAUUGCUUCCAGCUAUCUUUUAUUAUGUGAAUUGGAGAGGUGUUCGUGGGAAAUUUAGUAUUGGUGAAGCGUGUUUCAUGAAGAUGGACAAAAAUGCAAAGAACAAGGUACUCUUUAAGGAUGUGACUGGAUGUGAUGAGGCUAAGCAAGAAAUCAUGGAGUUUGUCCACUUCCUUAAGAAUCCCAAGAAGUAUGAGGAGUUAGGAGCUAAAAUUCCUAAGGGUGCUCUUCUAGUGGGUCCUCCUUGGACCGGUAAGACACUUCUAGCUAAAGCUACAGAAGGAGAGUGUGGUGUACUUUUUCUCUCUAUGUCUGGUUCGGAUUUUUUGGAGAUAUUUGUUGGUGGUGAACCAGCUAGAGUUAGGAGCUUAUUUCAGGAGGCAAGACGAUUUGCACCUAGUAUUAUUUUCAUUGAUGAGAUUGAUGCAAUUGGCGGUGCAAGAGGGAGGGGACGCUCUUCUGGAGGAAAUAAUGUACGUGAAAGAACUUUAAAUCAACUUCUUGUAGAAAUGGAUGGAUUUGCAACCUCAUCUGGUGUAGUUGUUCUUGCUAGCACAAAUCGACAUGAUAUAUUAGACAAAGCAUUGUUAAGGCCUGGUCGAUUUGAUCGCCAGAUUACUAUUGGCAAACCAGACUUUAAAGGUCGGGAACAGAUUUUCAGAAUCUAUUUGAACAAGUUGAAAAUUGCAAAAGCAGCAUUCUAUUCACAGAGGCUUGCUGCUCUAACACCAGGAUUUGUUGGAGCAGACAUUGCAAAUGUUUGUAAUGAAGCUGCUUUGCUUGCUGCAAGGAGAGAGAGUACCAUAAUUAAUAUGGAACAUUUUGAGGCAGCGACUGACAGGGUGAUUGGUGGUCUAGAGAAGAAGAACAAGGUCAUAAGCAAGCUGGAAAGGAGGACAAUUGCCUAUCAUGAAUCUGGCCAUGCUGUUGCUGGUUGGUUCUUGGAACAUGCAGAACCAUUACUUAAAGUGGCAAUUAUUCCUCGUGGUACAGCACUAGGAUUUGCUCAAUAUGUUAACAGUGAAAAACAUGUAAAGAUCAAGGAGCAGCUAUUUGACAUUACAUGUAUGACUCUUGGCGGGCGAGCUGCUGAGCAGGUUUUGAUUGGAAAAAUCUCAACCGGAGCUCAUGAUGAUUUGAAGAAAGUGACCAAUAUGACGUAUGCCCAGGUAACAGUCUACGGUUUCAGUGAAGAAGUUGGUCUUGUUUCUUUUCCGCAAACAGACGGUACUUCAAAGCUUUAUAGUAAUGAGACUGCAGCACUUAUUGACAAUGAAGUCAGAAAAUUGGUAGCAAAGGCAUAUGAUCAUACUGUACAACUCAUAGAGCAACACAGAGAACAUGUGGCUCAGAUCGCAGAGUUGCUACUUGAAAAGGAAGUUCUCCACCAAGAAGAUCUUGUCCAAGUAUUGGGUGAACGCCCAUUCACGAGUAGUGAGCCCACGAACUACGACAGGUUCAAGCAAGGAUUCGAAGAAGAGAACAAAGAAACCAAAGAUGACACUGAGGGAAAAACCGCACAAGAUGAUGAUGGAUCAUCGCCUGUUAUACCGGAGGUUGUCCCAGUAUAGUUGCGUGGUUUGUCGUUUGCAAUUGUGAAUGCAGGAUAUUGAAUGUCUUAUAGCUGAACCAUUUAUUGAAUGACUUUUAACUGAUGUUGCUGGUAGUUUUUCUUCCCUUCCAUUUUCA